AAUGACAAUGAGCAGAACUCUUAGAAAGUAGCUUGUUCAACUCCUCUAUGGCUAUUUUGGUGUCAUUUAUGAGGAAGUGUAUUCAAUUUGUCUAUAUUUUUCACCCACCCAUUUCCUGUAGACCCUACGUUUAAUCAUCGUGUCAACUGUAAGUGACCCUAUGUUCCAAGUGCCUAUCAUAACGUUGAUCUUUGAUUUGGUAUGUUGUCCCAGUCAUUUAGCUAAACAUCUGACAUACCAACCCUUGUACUUGUCACCUCCUAAGAACAUCCGAUAAAAUUUGAAAUCUUGCACUCUGUCAUUUCUAUACUAAAUUUCUGUCCCCAUUUCAAUCGCUUCUGUUUGUUUUUUCUACAGAGCAACUUUAUUGAAUGAGUUGUAAUCUCCUCGAAAACUUUACAAGGCAAAUGACCACAUUGUAAUCUCCAUGUUCUUUGGUUAUAACACACAACAACUGGCCUGUAGAAUGUGUGAACAAGAACAACCCUUUUCCAUGAGACUAUAAAUAGCUGCUAAAUAUCACAUUAUUAGCACCACCUCACUCUCCAGGAUCAUUAAUUCUAGAUAUCAACUAGUUUGCUUGCUAUGGCAUCAACAACUUCAACCAACAAGUUCUUUUUCUUUCUACUUUUAGCUUCAUUUGCCAUUGCACAAGUGGCAAAAGCUGGAGAUGCAGAUAUUACCUCUGAUUUCUUGGCACCCGCAGGUGCAAUUGUUGAUGGGAAUUUCUUCACGUACACAGGUAUGCGCAGCAUCGUCAACGCAAAACCACCUGCAAAUUUUACGGUCACGAAAGUAAGCAUGGCUGAAUUCCCGGCUCUUAAUGGGCAGAGUGUUUCCUAUGCCAUUCUUCAAUUCCCUGCAAGCACCGUAAACCCACCACACAUCCAUCCUCGUUCAGCUGAGCUACUUUUUCUCACCCGAGGUUCACUUCAAGUGGGAUUUGUUGACACAACCAACAAGCUCUACACUCAGACAUUACUAGCUGGCGACAUGUUUGUAUUUCCAAAGGGCCUUGUUCACUUCCAGUACAAUAUUGAUCCAGAGAACAUUGCUUUGGCAAUUUCUGCCUUUGGGAGCGCAAGUGCAGGGACUCAAUCACUUCCUGCCACUCUCUUUGCCACCAAUAUUGAUGAAAAUAUCCUGGCCAAGUCAUUCAAAACUGAUGUAGCCACCAUUCAAGCCCUCAAGGCUGGUCUUGCUCCGAAGGCUUGAGAAUACCAUUCUUGAUCGAUCAUUAUUACUCUUCUAUUUGAUAAUGUCAUGCUUUAACCAUUCUUUUGAAUGAAAUAACCCCAUCUUCUUUGUUUAAGAGGAUGUCUAGUAUGUAUCAGCCCUUUUCACACUCU
Molecule: messenger RNA, 1349 nt
Organism: Tripterygium wilfordii
Lineage: Eukaryota; Viridiplantae; Streptophyta; Magnoliopsida; Celastrales; Celastraceae
Product: germin-like protein 9-3
Exons: 1
Coding region: 586-1215 (209 amino acids)
Cellular component (GO): cell wall
Molecular function (GO): manganese ion binding
Source: RefSeq, a predicted model, not a curated record